Messenger RNA from Nezara viridula (southern green stink bug), 5736 nucleotides. The record is from the annotation of a GenBank genome assembly. Lineage: Eukaryota; Metazoa; Arthropoda; Insecta; Hemiptera; Pentatomidae.
GACAGGUUUAUUAUGUUUGGGUUAUUUGAAAUGGGCUGAAAAUGUCAAUUGAUUUUUAUCUCAGCUUUUUACUUUCAAUUUUUUUUUGCCAGCUUCUGAUUUUCCUUCGAUUUUAUUAUAUUGAUUCGAGUCGAUGUUUUUUACUCUGAUUAAGUGCAGUCAAAAGUUUUCUUAGAAUUUUCUUACAAUGAGCGACUUUAGCAAAGAUUACAUAGCUGAUAUAAUUGAUGAAAUUGCUUUAGAAGGCCUUGAUGGAAUAACUCUUGAAGCAUUAUGGGUUAGAUUGUCAGAGAGACCAAGGUUUAUGUUUAAACCUACUGAUAAACAAGUGAAAAAAUAUCUUUGGAUUAUUGUCUCUAAAUUACCCAAUGUUGAGUUCUUCACUUUGCCAGAAGCAAGGCCAAAUCUGUUCACAUUCAAUCGUCUUGAACAUAUUGACUCCAAUGGUAACUUUUAUGAACCUGAAGACUUUCCUCCAUGCAUAUAUCCACAUUGCCCUAUCGAGGACAAAGGAAUCAUGGGUUCUUGUUCUACUUAUAAAGAAAGAGAAAAUGUGUCUCAAAUAGUUCGCAAAGAGUCUUAUGAAACAGUUGAGAGACGAGGAAACCAUUUAAUUAUUGUCGCAAAUCAAAACACCAGAACCAGAGCAAUAUGUUCGAUGGACUUCAAUCCUUUGACCGAAUUAGGUGUCAUCCAAUACUGUAUUUUAGAAAGAAUUGGCCGGUCAAGGUAUCAAGGUGAGGUUACUCAAGGCAAAAGAGGGCUUCAAGUUGUCACUGAUGAUCCCAAAAUGCUUUAUUAUUUUAGGAAAUUGCUGGUCAAAAACAAACUAGUUACAAAGCAGGUACCAUACAGAACUGUUAAUCCAAAUUCAAAACCAAGUGAUUGGAAAAUGAAGUCGACUGGUGAAGAGAGAAAUGUAAGAGUUGUAAUGCUGAUUAAUUCCAAUUUGUCUAAAGAUGAUGAUGAAGAUGAAGAUGAUGAAGAGGAGAUAGAAUAUACUCUUUCCAAGGAGGUUCGGGAUGAGAAAACUAAAUUGCUCGAAGCUAUUAGUGUAAAUACUGAAAUAUGCGAUGAUCAUUCUCCAACUGAUACAAAUUGUGAUGUUCCCUCCACCAAUCAGGGAGCAGAAGUUCCUGAAGUCCUCUUGGUUGAAGAAAAGGGACCUGAUCUAAUUGAGGAUGUGAACAAUCCUGGAACCGCUGAAAAUUCUGCGGCUAAGAGUAGAGGUGGAACUCCUUCGUGUAUGGAAGAAAUUGAAGCUGAAAUUAUUAUUCAAUCCUCUAGUGAUAGACCAACAUUAAGCUUAACAGAGGAAAUGAAGUACCUCGAUAAAGGUGACACUAAUAAUAGCCUCACUGCAAGAAUGUUGAAGAGAGCAAGUUUAAUUGUGCAGUCUGUUAAUAUUCUUAAGGUGAUUCAAGAUUUCCAGAAGAUUCAAAAGAUAAUUAAUGAAGAAGAAGAAUCUGAAGGUCUAAAGCAAACUGUUGACAGAAAAACAGUACAAAGAUUACUUGAUAAACUUGAAAUUGACGGCCUUGUUAGAAUUAUUAAAGUCAAUCUUAAAGGGCAUGGCAAAGAAAAGAAUAUGGUCUUUAUCUGUCACCCAACUGUUAACGAGAAUCAUUCUGAAAUUCAGUCAGCAAUAGAACAAGCAAAAAUGAAGUUACCCAUAGUUUCGGCUCAUCACACAAAAAAAUCUAUUUUAAAGAAAAUUCAAGAUAAGCGUCUAAAGCAGCCCACUUAUAAGCAUGAUGUUAGAGCAGGUCGGAAAUAUGGAUACAAACCAAAAUUUAUUAGGAUGCGUAUAUUUCACAUGUAUAUGUACUACCUCAUUUAUGGCUAUGAAGGCAGUUGUGAUAUAGACCAGUCGUGUAAAAAUGAUAUAUUAAAACAGUUGGAACUAGACGAUUCAUUGCUAGAGGAAAUGUCGACUGUCUACAGGAACGAAAUUGAUUGGAAAAUGUUUCUACCUCCCUUGCCUACUCAUGCAGGUAUAAGAAACAGUAUGACUGGGCAGUCAGUUGUUGUUGAGUCAGUGAAUACCAAAAAAGAGCUACUUGCAUCUCUCCAUCCAAAAACUGUUGAAGAAGCGAAAUCUUGUGACGUAGGAUAUCUUCCUGGAGACCAUCUUGGUGCUGCUGGUCUUGAUUCUGAUAUGUUUGUGCACCUCAAGCGAAAUUGGUAUUGGACUGGGAAAUGUAAGAGUGAUGAUUCCAUACAUCGCAGCAUGUACCCUACUGUCAUCAAGGAGUUGUAUAAUAAAUCUUUAAAAAGGAGGAAAGUACAGGAACCAACUCCUCCUUCGACUGUCUCGCAACCUCCUUCACCUCAACCUACUGAGAAACUAAAGAAAGCUAAAAGUGUUGUUACUCAAUCGCAUUUCAAACUAGCCAGUACAGCAAGAAAGUCAAAGGCGAUUUCGAAGAAAAAAACAAGAAUUGUGAAACAGAGGAAAACCAGAUAUGCAAGGAAACCCUAUUAUGACCAGAUAGAUAAAGAUGCUUUGUCUAGGAUGGUUAAAUUGAGAGUUGAUUGGUCUCCAAUAGAAGAUAAUCUUCUGCUUAUAUGCAAAGUGGCUUCUCUAUAUUUGUCACCGGACAAGAGACGACAUGUUGCUAAAAAUUUCUGUGCUGUACGUGAAGUCCUACAUUCAACAUAUCCAGGAGCUAUAGAAAAAUUGGACGCUUUGCUCAAAUCACAAGGGGAAGGCCCUAAAGGUUACCAACAAGAAUAUGAUAAAAUAUUUGUAAAUUUGAUUCAUACGUUAUUCAAAAAAUUAAAGAACAUCAAUAAUAGUGACAAUACAAAUAUUGAUGUUUCCAUUCCAGGAUCACUUGCAGAGUUUCAUUCAAAGUAUCAAGUUGUAGUACCACGCACCCUAACCUUAAGGUAUGGAUCGUUUCAAGAAGUUCAUAAAACUACGGAUAUCUUAGCUUCUGUUGUGAACUCUGUUAUACAUAUUGAAAUGCAAGUUGAAUUUCCCGAUCAGUUAAUCGUGUUAGAUCCAAGACUGUCUGAAACAGAAGAAAGCUAUAAAUUAAUUAUGAAGAGAUUCAGAGAAAUGUUAUCCAUUAUUAAAGAUGCCAGGCAGAAGGAAAAGAAGACAUUACUGAGUGAAGAUGAAUUUGAUGAAGAUGAAGAUGAAGAUAAAACUAUUCCACCUGAAGAAGAAAGUGAGCCUUACUUUGAACAGUUUAACUUAAAAAACAAGGUCGGAGUCGCAAAUACCGCCUCUCGUUUGGCUUUAUAUUUGAUGAGAGAUGAACCUUUGGAACAGCUGGAUCAGAGUCUACAGCAUGCCCAUGAUUACUUUGUCUUGAAUCCUUGCAAGGUAACUGCUCAGAUGGACAAGACUGAAGUUGAGAAUACUAUUUUUUUCAAAGAAAAUAAAAUGAAAAUCUUGUCAGACAUUAAGAGGUUAUACACUUUCCCAGGAAAUGAAGUUGAAAUUGGCCGUAUUAUUGAUAGUUUAAAAACUGAUUUUCCUGAAGAACUUAUUGUUUCAUUGUUGAAAUAUUUAGAAAGCAAAGGUGAUCUCGGUGCAACAUUCAAAAACAUUAAGGUUAAAUUUGGUGAAUCUAAAGAAAUUGUUGAAUUGUUGUCAAGGCUUGUUGAUGAACAAUAUAUAUUAAAGACAGGAGUGAUAAAAGUUCGAUAUGUGCAUCCCAAAUUCUGCAAACCAUGGCUUGUUAAAUCAUUUCACCUUCUUCGACAUAAUCGUGAAAACAUGGAAACUUUCAAUACUAAUUCAACGUACACAAUAUCAUUUAUCAACAGUGACAAGAAAAAAAGAAAAGCCAAGACUGAAACAGCAGUAGAUGCAAAUCAAAGUAGUUCUAUAGUUUCUGAAGAAAUAAAAAAAGAUGAGCCUCUUGCUAAAAAAAUUAAACCAAAUGAAAUCAGCUCUAAUAAUAUGGAAAUUGAUUCAGUCGAUCUAUCUAAUAAGGAAGAUGGAUUAGUUGAUGAAAGUUGUUCAGCAGUCCAGAACGUUGAAAACAAAAGAAAACAUGAAGGAGAUGAUAGUAAUUCUGAGGCACUGCCAAACAAAAUAGUGAAACUUAGCGAAUCUUUAGAAUGUGCACCGGCUGAAAAAAUAGAUUUUGAAGAAUCAAAGACCGGCAGUUCUGCUGCAAAUGAAGGAAACAUAAGCUCCAUUAAUUCUGAACUAGCUGUUUCAGACACAUUACCUCAGCUACCUGAAUCUACAACUGAUUUGGAUAAAUUUAAUAUAGAGUCUAUUCCGUGUGCUGUUGAUACAAAUGAAAACGAAGCCAUCCCAAUUUCUGACCCACCUGUUUCAAACAUCUCUUGUCAGUCACCUAAACUUGCAUCUAAUUUGGAGUCUGAUCAUUGUUCUGUUGAAACUAAGGAAAAUAGUGAAUCUUCUUCCACUUCAGAUUCACCUGUUUCGGACAUCUCUUCCCAGUCACCUGAAUCUCUUUCUAAUUUGGAGUCUGCCCCAUGCAAUGUUGGAACAAAGGAAAAUAGUGGAUCGUCUUCCACUUCUGAUAUACCUAUUUUGAAAAACUCAUCUCAGUUGCCUGAAUCUAUUUCUAAUUUACAGUCUAAUCUGUGCAUUGUUGAAAAUAAGGAAAAUUCUGAAUCCUCUUCUACUUCAGAUUCACCUAUUUCAAACUCGCCUCAGUCACCUGAACUUGUAUCUGAUUUAAAAAUAUUUAAUACUGGCGCUGUUGAAAAUAAAGAACCUCUAUCUGAUUUAGAAAAACCUAGUAUGGGAUCUAAUUCAUGUGCUACUGAAAAUCAGGAAAAUAAUGUCACCUCUUCAACUCCCCAAUCAUCUGUUUCAAAUAACUUGUUGCAAUUACCAAAACCUAUAUUUAAUUUGGAAACAUUUGAUAUGGAAUGUAAUUCAGGUAAAGUUGGAACUACGGUAGAUAGCGAAUCCUCUUCAACUUCUCAACUACCUGUUUCAAAUAAAUUGUUGCAAUUGCCAGAACCUAUAUUUAAUUUGGAAAAAUUUGGUGUGGAUUCUAUUUCAAAUUCAGUUGUAACUACUUCUCAGACAGCUGUUUCAAAUAACUCUUCGCAAUCGCCUGAGAGAACGUCUAAUACAGAAAACACAGAAGAGGCAUUGGAAGAGAAUUCACGUGUUAUAAUGAAGGCUACAAGAAAGAAAUGGGUUUCGAUGUCUAACGAAAAUUUUAGCCAGCUUACAAAGUUUGAUGCAUCAGAUGUGAAAAAUGUUAAUAUUGUAACUCGGCCAUGGAUAAAAGUAGAUGGUAACUUGAAUCGGCGUGUUCUGGACAGGAUGCUCGGUUCUGUUUUGGGCCAUUGCUUAACUUGCCCUGGAAUAACUGUCCAAAAACUUCAAGAAAGAUUUACACCGGCUCUACAGCCAGUUCACACUUUUGAACUAGUUGAGAUUUUACAACGUAUUGGAUGUGUGAAAUUAUUUACAAUGAAGAGAUCUUGGAAAUGUACCCUUUUUUCGAAAAGGGCGACUGUAUCAAAAGAACCAUCAACUGGUCUAGAAAAUCCUGCUGAUAUGUUGAUUGAUACUGAUCCACUUGCAAUAUCAAAGUUGGGUUACUUCAUUGGAGAUAAGAAUUAUACAAUUGACUAUCUCGAUGCCCUGACUGACUCAAAAGUUGGUUAUUAAGAGAAAGAACUUCAUUCCAAUGUAUAAAUGUACAUAUGUGAAUUGUAAAUAUGAAAUUGUGUACUUUGUAAAUCAUUAUUAUUUUCAAUAAAAAUAUUUAGAAUUUUGUUUUA